This is a messenger RNA of Odontomachus brunneus, 2287 nucleotides long. RefSeq lists its product as uncharacterized. The record is from RefSeq and is a predicted model, not a curated record. Lineage: Eukaryota; Metazoa; Arthropoda; Insecta; Hymenoptera; Formicidae. Bases 790 to 2073 code for a protein of 427 amino acids. The transcript has 2 exons.
GCUAUGUGUGUGUGUGUGUGUGUGUGUGUGUGUGUGCGUGUGUGGCUAAAUAAAAUAAGUGAUUUUAAUUGAUACACAAUUAUUUAAUGAUGUGGAAAUCUAUUGUCAUGAUAUAAAUCACUGUACUUUUUGUUAAUAUAAUUAUUAUGUUUUUAUGGAACUAUACUGAAUACAUAUCUUUCGUUAAAUCGUUAUUAAAUAAUUUAAUACUUAACCAUGAUUAAUAAUAUUAUUUAAUAUUAUCGAAAUACUUCGAAAAAAAGAAUUAAUAUAAUAUAAUAAAAAAGAGUCGGAGAACAGUGCGCUCCUAUCGUAUUUGUUACGGCCGCUCCUGCGACCGCGCUACCGUCGCUAAGUGUCGACUGUCGUUUAGUGGUGGUGGGGCAGCGAUAGGCGUAUACCUUAAAAUCUCUCGGUUUGGUGCUCGUCCUUGACAGCGCUGGUUCAAAUAGAUGCUUUGACACGCAUUCGCACGCCGAAAAGUAUCGUAACUAAGAAGAAGCAUCGACUGCUACUUUCGGUUGUUUAAUAUAUAUAGACAGCCAAAUUCUGAAUGCUACGAUUGUAGAACACCAACUGCUUCUGUGUUGCUGAGUUUUUAUUGUUCUUUCUAUUUAACGACAUUAAAAAAAUUAUUAAAAUAUCUCCGAACAAAAAUUCUGACUUUUUGUUUUAAACGAUUUUUUUCAAAAUAUAUUAAACGUUUUUCCUUCAUUGCGACGCAUUACAAGUGCAAUAUUGUCUCCAUAAUCGCUAUCGCUAUACACAGUCUGAUAAUAAAAUAUUAUCAUGGCUUACAGAUGUCGAAUUCAUUGUUAUGUUUGCGAGAAUGCUAUUCAAAUUCAACAAAUGGCACGAAUCAACGGCGAUGAUAAUGCAAUUAAAAGACAAAUCGCUAUUUCUAGACGAGAUAAUCUGGGUAAGGAGUAUCUUCAUAUAAAUAAUGAGAGUCGACUAUGCUUUAAUUGCAAUAAAUCUAUUGUACAUGAAAUGGAACAGAUAGAAAAUGAUCCAACAUGCCUUCGACUUAACGUUAUUACUCAAACCCAAAAUAAUUCUUGUUUAUUUUGCAAUUCCGUUGUAAAUGUUAGACGACUGUCGUUAGAAUCCAGAGUGAAUGUCUUUGUUCUGACAAAUAUUUAUAUUCCUGAAUAUAUAAGAUGUUGUGACCGACAUUUGGAUAAUCGUGGAUUUAUUUUACCAUUAUUGUUGUCAGACUUGCUAUUUAUCAAUAGGCCAUUUGUAAUAAAAGGACAACAACUGCAAGUGUUCUUACAAGCUCUUCGUAAUGUAGCAAACAAUAAGAAUCAUUAUGAAGAUGAAAACAGUUUUACGGAGGAUGAGUUUAAAUCUAUAGCACCCAUUACAAAACAACAGUUUCAAGAACUGUAUACAUAUUGCGAUCCUGUACCUCACGAACAUGGUAUUAGAAACGUUUCUAAGAAAGAUCUUUUAACUUUUCUGUGCAAACUACGACAAGGAUUAUUUGACGAAUUUCUUAGAGUAUUGUUUCAGUAUCCCUCCAGACAAAAGGUGAGUCUUGCCAUUUCCAAAGUUCGGCAGUCUUUACUAAAGAGAUUUGUUCUUGAUAAUAUUGGUUUUCAGGCUAUAACUCGAGAGGAAUAUAUAAUGAGACAUAUAACACCUUUUGCAAACGAUUUAUAUAAUCCCCAGGCAAAUAUUCCGAAAGUGAUUGCUUAUAUUGACGGGACUUAUUCUUAUAUUCACAAAAGUAGCAAUUUUUGUGUUUUACGACAAACGUACUCGAUGCAUAAAGGUCGACAUUUAGUAAAACCUGCUCUCAUAGUUGCUCCAGAUGGGUACAUACUAGCUAUUCAGGGCCCUUACUUUUCUGACUCUUGUAACAAUGAUGCCCAAAUGCUAAACAAUGAGUUUCAACGUGAUGCGGAAAAUAUAAGAAGAUGGUUUCACGAUGGCGACAUUUUCAUAUUAGAUCGUGGAUAUCGAGAUGCCCAGCCAUUACUUCGCGAAUUAGGUAUUGAGUAUAAAAUGCCAGCCUUUCUUGGACGUAACCAGAAACAACUAUCCACCGAAGAAGCUAACGAGUGGUAACAAAAACAAGAUAGAUAGUUGAAGCUAGCAAUGGGCAUAUUAAGUCUAUGUUCAAGUUUUUUGGUCAUGCAGUUAUAAUGCCUCAUCUUCAUCAUCUCGGUGAAUUCUAUAACUGCGGGUGCUUUAAUUAACAGAUAUCAUCCUUUAAUUUUAAUGGAAGGAGUUAAUGCAGAGUUAGCAAGAGAACUUCUGGAUAAGUCGAGAGAGGUUAAUA